Messenger RNA from Trichoderma virens Gv29-8, 447 nucleotides. RefSeq lists its product as uncharacterized. The record is from RefSeq and is a predicted model, not a curated record. The transcript is spliced from 5 exons. The coding region runs from base 1 to 447 and encodes 148 amino acids. NCBI's taxonomy places the organism in Eukaryota, Fungi, Ascomycota, Sordariomycetes, Hypocreales, Hypocreaceae.
AUGGGCCAUGACAGCCCCCGUGCCGACUUACCCAGAAUAUGGGCUCCCCUCGGCGGGGAUCAACUGGGAAAGAAGAAAAAGAGAUUGAUUACAGCACAUAGCGACAAAAGGCGCGCGGAUCAGCGGGCAAAACGGCACAGCACAGGAUGCAGAAAGGGCCAAAAAAAGGGGGGGCGUGGGUGCAGCGACGACGCUUUUUGGUUUAAAGGUGUAGAACCGACAGGGUCUCCCAUGUCGAGAAUUGGCGCUACGCACCAGUCCCGGAGCGGCGCGGCGCUUUUCGUGGGACUCGAGGUCAUGAGCGAAUCCGUCUCUGCCUCGUCGUACUGGCACUUUGACUGCGUUAUCUUUUGGUGGGCUGGUAAGAACCAAGAAAAAGAAGAAAAAAACUACAAUUCUGACGUCUUACUAUUCGGUUGGGAUUUGCUUGGUGUUUUCUUGGCUUAG